AUGGCACGAAUGAAAGAAACAAACCGCGCCUCAGGCAUCGCUCAAAGCCGGAUUGCGACUACGCCAGCCGAUCGCCUGCGAGUAGCCAAGCAACAGCUCCAGAGUUCCAACAACGCGCAGACAAAGUUGCACACCAUGUUCGAAGACAUGAUUCAAGACCUCGAAGAGACCAACAGAACUCUGAUUGUUACCGCGAACUCCCUGUCCAGUUCCCAGGCCGCACUGAGUGCAACCCAUGGAGAGCUCGCUACGGUCAAGAACAAGCUGGACGCGACCACGAACGAACUAGCUGCGGCGAAGUUCAGUCGCGAUCAAAACUAUGGUUGGUACAUUCACGAAUAUGAGGAACACAAGAAAACCAUAAGGGAUGUGGCGACACUCGAGGGACGGAUCCAGCGACGGGAAGGCGAAUUGGCGCGCGAGAAGGAAAAGGCCAAGACGUAUGCGGACUCCGAGAAGCAGCUGAGGCAGGUCAAGAAGCAGUGGUCCUCAUUGUCCAACAUUCUCUGUCACGAUCAAGCCAAGGGAUAG
This is a messenger RNA of Alternaria triticimaculans, 531 nucleotides long. RefSeq lists its product as uncharacterized. NCBI's taxonomy places the organism in Eukaryota, Fungi, Ascomycota, Dothideomycetes, Pleosporales, Pleosporaceae. The transcript has 2 exons. The coding region runs from base 1 to 531 and encodes 176 amino acids. The record is from RefSeq and is a predicted model, not a curated record.